GGAGGCAGCGGCGCGGGAGGGGGGGGGGAGUCUCUUGCCGCUUUGCCCAGCCCUAGGAUCCACUGGAUCGGGGAGAUGCUGAGAACUCUGUCAGCAAACUGUGUUGUCUUGGGGGGGGAGGCGAUGCAAACCCGGAGGCUGCCGCUUAAGAAGCAGCCCCUCCCCAAUUUGUUGGUGAGGCAAUAAAGACAAGAAGGGAACCCGUGUCAUGGGGAGAGGGGCAGGAGGGGGCCGAGGAAGCGCUGGUUUUCGGUUGUAUGAUUUGCUCCCCCUUGUAACCCUCCGGAGAACUACCUUUCUCCCCACCGCCCGCCUUCAAAGAGAUGUGCUGGAAAAAGAGGUCGGCUGAGUUACUUUUCUUCCUUGGAAACGGUUGAGGGUCCAAAUGUGCAGACGGAUCGGAGGUUCCCGUGUUGCUUUGAGCAGAUAUAUGUUGGGGAAAGGAGGAAAGCGGAAGUUUGAUGAGCAUGAAGAUGGGCUGGAAGGCAAAGUGGUGUCUCCUACUGAUGGUCCAUCGAAGGUGUCUUACACCUUACAGCGCCAGACUAUCUUCAACAUUUCCCUUAUGAAACUUUAUAACCACAGGCCAUUAACAGAGCCAAGCUUGCAAAAGACAGUUUUAAUUAACAACAUGUUGAGGCGAAUCCAGGAGGAACUCAAACAGGAAGGCAGCUUGAGGCCUGUGUUCAUCACCCCUUCACAGCCUCCAGAUCCUCUUGGAGAAAACUUCCGGGAGGUUCAGCCUGCCUUUAGCCAUCUGGCUUCUCCGCCAGUCCACCCCACUGACUCAGCAAGCACUACUACGCCACUGGAGUCUUGCCUCACCCCUGCCUCUCUGCUUGAGGAUGACACUUUUUGCACUUCCCAGGCUGUCCUACAAGAUGGUCCUAUAAAACUACCACCUCCAACUAUCCAACCAGUAAAGGACAGUUUCUCCUCGGCCUUGGAUGAAAUUGAGGAGCUCUGUCCAACACCUACCUCCGCUGAGGCAGUAGCAGCUACAGCAACAGAAAUGACGGCUUCUGAUAACUCUAAGGAGAAUUCCAGUGAAUCCAGCAUUCAGAAGUCCGAGGGAGUCCAGGAGAACAGAAUAAAUGAACCUAAACUAAUGGACUCUUUACCUGGCAAUUUUGAGAUCACAACAUCUACAGGUUUUCUUACAGACUUGACCUUGGAUGAUAUUCUCUUUGCUGACAUUGAUACUUCUAUGUAUGAUUUUGACCCUUGCACAUCUACUACGGGGGCUGCCUCAAAAAUGGCUCCUGUCUCUGCAGAUGACCUCCUAAAAACUCUGGCUCCCUACAGCACCCAGCCAGUAACCCCCAAUCAGCCUUUCAAAAUGGAUCUAACAGAACUGGAUCAUAUAAUGGAGGUGCUUGUUGGGUCUUAAAAUAUAGCAACUUUUUACAAAAAAUGUUCCAGUAUAAACACUUGGUAGUAUUUUCACAACCUUCUCCCUUCUUACAAAUCUACGCAAACAGACAGACAGAAAGACAGACACACACACACACACACCACUUUGCAUGCAUCUUUGCUUGUCUUUUUCUAAAAAGGAUCACACUAGUUUUUGCUUCAAGCAGAGUUGGAGUGCCUUCAUCCAUGUAUGACCACUUUUAAUGUAUUUUUGAAAGUGGUUCCUCAAGGGAGACCUGAAAUCCUGAUAUGGGGGGGAUGCAUAUUGUAAACAAUAUUAAUAUGUUUGACAAAAAAAUGAAUUGUAAAAGCUAAGCACAAGGAUUAUGUUGGGGAAAAGCUGUAAAUUGCAUGUGCAUAUUGUCUAUUUUUUCUAUAAGUUUUAUUGCAAGAGGUUAAAAUAUUAUUUAGAUAAUCGCUGUAACUUUUUGGCAUUUUAGCCCUGUCUAGGUUGACAUAGCAAUUCAGCCUUUUUAGAGGUAUUAACUAUUCCUCUUUAAAUGUUGCAUUUACAUGGCUCUUAAAAGAAAAAAUACCUGCUACCCAAAUUUAUUUUAUAUUUUUGUACAGAUUCUGCAAUUUAUGAUAUUGGGGUCUUUUCUUAAAAAAAAGAAAAAAAGAAAAUCAAAAAAACAAAAAGCUGUUUAUACUCACACACACAAAAAGGAAAUAGCUAUUUUGGUAGGAUUUGCUCACCCAGUUCCUGCAUACACCUUCUGAUGUAUAAGAACUGCUUGUAGUUUUAUACAGACUUGUAGUGUUUUAUAUGUGUAUAAUGGUGCAAAGAGAAAUUUGGAUCAAAUCAUUCUAAAGUUGGCCUCCCUGAAUCCAGACACACAUGCUUGAAGGAAAAGGCCAAGGGCUCUUCCCUUUUAAAGUUUCACAAAUAUUUGCUCCCUACCGCGUACUACUGUGAUUUUAACAAAAACCUUAGAGCCAUGUCUAUUCCAACACUGAUGUCAAACAGUUGGCAGGAAAUAGCUGUGAAACUUCAUUCUGAUUAAAUUCUCUCUUCCUCCCACCCUAAAAUGAUCAAGAAUAUUUUUUUAAUCAUGAAAUGAAGCAUUUAAAAAAAUUAAAGUACUAAAACCUGACUUCAACCACAUUCUUAACAGAAAAUUAAGCAUCCUUAAUCUCAUUUGCUUGGGAAAGGCCCAUUAUGUGAGCUGGUCAUGGAGCAAAAAUUUAGGAUCCAAAUUAAUGGCCUUCUGUGUGCUUAACUCUCUGUUGGAUUGCAGCCAUUGUAUUUGCAUCUAGGCUUAGAAUGUCAUGACUUAGUAAGUUGUAAUUAUUUUUAAAUGGAACCAUAUUACAACAAUGUGUCUAGCCUUUUUUUUUUAAAAAAAAAAGUUUUUUGGCUGCAUAAACUGGCUAUGCUUACUUUGAAUGUAAGUUACAUUGAAGUCAGUGAAGCUUUCUUCCAUGGAAACGUGUUUUGGGGUCUUGGGAGAAGAAAAUGUUCCCUCCCCUCCAAUGGUGUAUCACGAAUAUACUGUACUCCUUUGAAUUAGUCUUACUUUUCGCCUUUUCUUAGAACAUACUCACUGUGUUAACAAGUGCUGGGAAAAAAGAAAGAAACUUCAGUAUUACUGCAGUGAAAUCAUCUCUUAUCAGCACUGGAUGGACUCACUCAAAUAUCCACUGCUGUCAGAACUGGAGCCUGUCACAUUGCGAACUCUUGGUGUCUUCUCUAGGGUUGGUUUCUUGAACUGACCGUGUUACCUGCUUUACACUUUAUAAGGCCUGUUUUAUUUUGAAUCGACAACUGCAGCUCUCUAUGCAUGUCUCCCUUCCUACUGCAGUCUUCUCAUUACAGCUACUGUUGCAAUUCCCACCCCCUGUUUUCAUUUGUGAUGUACAUUUAUUUUAAAGAAAAUUUGCAAUGUUAUCUAUCAUGCCUGUUGCUGAAAUUGCUAUGGCAUAUUAAUUUUAAAUGGUACUUAAUUGAGUGCAGGUUACAAACUAUAUUGUUGAUAUGCAUAUGGCUUCUUUAGGAAUAACUUUUAUAUUUAUUUAAGAAUUUUUAAAUUAUGUUUUAUGUAAUUUGGCAAUAUUCAGUCAGUUCUGCUCACUUCUUGUCAUGGAUUUAAAAAAUUGUGUCUUGUCUGCCUUGAAGAAGGCAGCUUUAUAAAACUGGCACUUUAGAACAGGCCAUCUCUAUUUAUUUAAAAUGCAUAUAAUGUAUUAUGUGGCAUGCACACUCAGUCCUCAUUCCCUUACCAACCAACUUGGCAAAUAGAGAAUUGCUUGAGCUAAAUGCAUCGAUUAAAUCCCAUUUCGGCCAUUAGUUUUUAAUACUUUGAAAAGUGUCAGUCAGUGUGAAAUAAGUGAAGUUUUGAGAGAAUACUUUUGCUUCUCACCAGUGGUGUGUAUGGCAGAGGGUGAGCCAUUCAAAACUCCUAAUGACAGGGUGUAACAACUCAUUUAGAUCCAUGUAUACAGCAGGUGGUAUAUAAACCAUAAAUAUAAAUUAGCCGGUCACACAAAACCGUGUAUUGGUGGAGUCUAGCCUUAUCAAUAACUCCACAAAAUUUACUAGCCCACGGCAGUUUCUGCUGACCCUAUCCACAUCUGAAAUGUGCAGCACCAGAGUAGUCUGAAGUUGAAAGAGCCAGCUCACUACACAGUUAUAGAAUCUUCUCUCUGGGAUUGAGCUGGAGAUGGUGCUUAUGUGCCCCAGGCUACCAGCCAAGUUACUAGUUACAGCUUCGGGUACAGAUAUUGAAAAUCACAGGCUUGGCUCAGCAAUUGUUAAACUUACUCCAAACAUCUCUCUGCUGGUGCAAUAUUAAGUUCAGGCUAAAAUCCAUACAGUUAUAAGCAUCAUUAAGAAGAACAUCAAUGUAAAAUAAGUGCUUUCUCCAUUGUUAAAAUCUGACUCUACACUAACUUAGAAACAAUUGUCCUCCUCCUUUGGACUAGCUAAGAAUUUAAACAAGUUCCAUAUGUUGGAACAUCAUUUUUAGAGCAAAGCAGUAAGUUGUUUUUCAAAAACUGGCCCUCCUACCCUGCACAGUGAAUCCAUUAUAGCUUUUGUAGCUGAAGUCUAUCUUAGAACAUAAUUUGGAGCAAAUGGGUGGCAUAUGUGACCAGGAAAAGCAACUUCUCUCUAGUAUUUUGUGUCCAAAUGACCAAGUGUUUCUUAUAAUGCAUUGUAGCCCUUGAAAAUAUGAACUGAAAUAACUUCUGCUCCUGCAUAGUCUUCUCCCCAGUGUGACUCACAUUUCUUGAAGGGCCAACUUUUAACAGGCUAUGAUUUCUCCCCCCCCACCCCCGAAGGGAUGAAUACUGGGGGGUUUUUUAUUUACACUCAUGUGCAAUGAAGUUACAAGAAGAGAGCAGAAUUUAAAAGAGCUUUUUUGAAUCUGAAGUAAUUUUUUCCAUAAGUUAUUUAUUCCUUCUUAUUUUUCCUUUUGUAAAUAUAUUUAUUUUAUUGUGAAGCUAACAACAUCUGGAUUGUAACAUGUACAGAAUGUAUGGUAGGAAUGUAUUCUCUGGUAGGAAUGUAAAUCCAUACGAGAGGGGAAUGAAAGUUAGGUUUGAAGAUUAACUGGGUUCUAUUCAGGAUACAUGUCAUUCACAAGAUUCUUCCCCCAUUUCUCUACUCCUCCCUUUCUACUAUGAGUAGAUCUGGUUGGAUAGAAUUAUGCAAAAGAAAAAAAAGGUUUAUAGACUUACUUAUAAAAAUUGAGCUGUUUUGUAUUCUUGGUUACUUUUUAAAAGGGCCAGAUCCUGUUUUCAGCAGCCAAGCAUGGCCUUGGUUUCUCUAAGGCUUUGACACACCACCUUUUACCCCUUUAAGCAAAUUAUUGCCCUUAAGCAAUUUAUUCUCGCACUGGUACUUGAGUCAGACAGGUGUGUUAGGCCAGUAUAGUCUGAGGCACCUGAAUAUGCUUGGUGAUCAAUGUAAACAUGCACACGAAGACCUGGAAGGGCCCACACAGUCCCCAAGCUUAUUGUUGAGCAGGGCACUAGCAUAGUGAGAGAGGUGGUUUCAGGCCAGCUUUCAAAGUGCACAGUUGAACUGGUCAUUAGGAUAAAACAGUCUGACCACACAAGAAACAACAAUGCACAUAUCCAAUUAUGAUCCAUUAAAAUUAGGAGUUGAUUGUGUGGGUUAUAUCUUUGCUAAAUUGCCCCUCACAUAUUUUUAAAGCAUUUUAGAAGUGCUAGGCGGUUUUUUCAUUUUUCGUUUGGCCACGGAGUUUAACUGGGAGGGGUGUGGCAGCACAAUCUAUUAACAAAGCUGAGUGAGAUUGGCCUUGACAUUGCACCUAAAAGUUGGUAGUCCUUUCCCUCUGCUUUUUGGACUAAUGUAGUACAAUCUGCUGCAAAAAGGCACGCUCAGACAUUUUUGCUGCAUUAUUUACUUUUUAAAGGCUUUAAACAUUUUAAAUGCAUGUGCAGUACUAGCCAGGCAGGUGCCGAUGAGUAGAGAACACUAUUGAAAGAAGCCUGCCAUGGAUUAGACCCAACAAAGCUGAGUUUCCUUGGGUGUGCAUGUACUUGCCCCAGCACUGCCAUGGAAACCUAGGACAAAACUAAGCAGUGCAGCUUAUAAGCAACUAGGGAUGGGGAAGAGGAAUAUCAUGAAACAGGGGUUUGGCGGCUUGCCCCCUGAAUAGAUAACGCAACUUAUAGUGACUUUGCUAGUCUUGUGAGUGCUGCAUGGCUUGCAGAGAUCACCUGGCCUGGACCUUUGUACGUGAAACUGAGGAAGGAAACCUAUGUGGGCAAAAACGGUGGAGUUUACUGAACAAAAGCUGUUUUUAGGGUACUAUCGCUAGUAAAGUAUGAGCAUUUGCCUUCAUAUUGUUUUUGCUGCUCGUCAAAGGAAUUUGCUAAUGCAAGUGCAGACAGUAGAUCUGUUAAGGCAAACAUUU
Messenger RNA from Zootoca vivipara (common lizard), 6296 nucleotides. It is a transcript of the gene SERTAD2, whose product is annotated as SERTA domain containing 2. Gene Ontology annotation, cellular component: nucleus. The record is from RefSeq and is a predicted model, not a curated record. NCBI's taxonomy places the organism in Eukaryota, Metazoa, Chordata, Lepidosauria, Squamata, Lacertidae. Gene Ontology annotation, molecular function: transcription regulator activity.